UAACGAACACUAUAUUUCGUUGGAAGGAUCACAAAUUCACCCGUCUUAACCAAAACCCCUGCAAAACCCUAGACUCCAAGGUCCACCCGAUCCACCGAAUUCGAGCAAAGAAAGUACCGAGAAAGAGAACAAGAAAUGGCAUUAGGGUUACGAUCGAUAACCGGAGAGCCAGUAAUCGACAGAGAGAACGGUGAAGAAUUGAUGCGUGUUCAACCCGGCGUCGACAUAGCCCUAGCCAAUCUUCCUCGCGAAUCACCCGGCACUCUCUACAUUACAACAAAGCAAGUGAUAUGGGUUAGUGAUGUUGAUAAAUCUAAAGGAUACGCUGUUGAUUUCUUGUCGAUUUCUCUUCAUGCCGUUUCUAGAGAUCCUGAGGCUUACUCUGUUCCCUGUCUCUAUACUCAGAUUGAAACAGAGGCAGACGAGGAUCUCAAUUCCGACAACUCAGAUUCAGAAGAAUCCACUCAAGUUCAUGAUUUAUCCAUUGUUAGAGAGAUGAGGCUCAUUCCAUCUGAUCCAACUCAGUUGGAUUCUCUGUUUCAAGUAUUCUGUGAGUGUGCUGAGCUUAAUCCAGAUCAAAAUAAUGAGGAGCAAGAAGAAGAACAUCAUGAUUGGAUUUUCAGUGCUGAUCAGAUGGAAGAUGCAGGAGCAGAGGAUGAAGAUUAUUUAUCUCAUAAUCCAACCAAUACUCUUGGUCAUUCAAAUGGACAUCAGGACCUUGCUCACAACAUACUUGAGAGGCGGAAUGAGGGGAUACUCCACAUGCUCUGUAUAAACUGUUUCGUCCUGAUGAGCUUGCGGAAAUUAAUUGACAACUGCUUGAGAACAUAUCAUAGUCUAGUUUCACGAGCCCAAUUCAACUCUUCACAAGCCUCCUUAGUGUUCUUUUUUGUGCUUUGGUGUGGUGUGUGUUGGAGAAUGGAGUGAAGAGGGUCUAGUUCAAUUAUCACUUAUCAGCCCCAUAUCCUUUUGCCAAUCAAGCCUUAUCCCACUAAGUGGGGUCAGCUAUAUGGAUCAACUUCCGCCAUAAUGUUCUAUCCAGGACCAUGCAUUUAUUCAAAUUGUUAAUCUUGAAAUAUUGGAGAAAUAUAUAUUUAUUGAAAAUAAUAAGAGCACCAAAACAAUAUCUUAAUGGUGAAUCAUAUAUUUUAUCAUGAUAAACACAUUCAUGAUACUUGUACAAGCCAGUAUGCAGUAUUCUUAUAUCAUAUAUAUUCUUGUGACUUUUGAAUUU
Messenger RNA from Lathyrus oleraceus (garden pea), 1234 nucleotides. Its product is annotated as chloride conductance regulatory protein ICln. Bases 136 to 927 code for a protein of 263 amino acids. Lineage: Eukaryota; Viridiplantae; Streptophyta; Magnoliopsida; Fabales; Fabaceae. The record is from RefSeq and is a predicted model, not a curated record. Gene Ontology annotation, biological process: spliceosomal snRNP assembly; mRNA cis splicing, via spliceosome; chloride transport. The transcript is spliced from 7 exons. Gene Ontology annotation, cellular component: pICln-Sm protein complex; methylosome; spliceosomal complex.